AUGUCAUCACAACCACUAGCAAGCGGAAUACCAAAACCUGGUUUUAUUAAUGUUAAAAGGGAUGGUAAAUCAUUACUUAUGUCACUUGAUUUACCUGAUAUAUCAUCAAUGAUUAAAGAUUGUUUAACAACAGAUCAGUCAAUCAUACGCGAUAUUAAACAAUUACUAUCUGAUAAUCAAGAAGAAAAAUUAGAACAAAUAGUAAUUAAAGUCGAUGAUAUUGAACGUCGAUCGCGUUCAUAUAACCUUCGAUUUAAUGGUGUACACAAAGAUGAAAAUCCAAAAGCAAAGAUAAUUGAAAUUGCAAAAAUGAUGGAUGUUAUAAUAACACAUGAUGAUAUUGAAGCUGCGCAUUUUACGGGUGCGAAAAAUGUACAACAACGUGAUGUUAUUGCCCGUUUUUAUUCACGAGAAACAUGUCAAAAAUUAUUGAAAAAUCGUAAAAAACUACAAAUAAAUAAAUAG
Messenger RNA from Didymodactylos carnosus, 465 nucleotides. Lineage: Eukaryota; Metazoa; Rotifera; Eurotatoria; Philodinida; Philodinidae. The record is from the annotation of a GenBank genome assembly.